Messenger RNA from Thlaspi arvense, 1909 nucleotides. The record is from the annotation of a GenBank genome assembly. Lineage: Eukaryota; Viridiplantae; Streptophyta; Magnoliopsida; Brassicales; Brassicaceae.
AUGUUGUACAAUCCUCUCUAUUUAUAGACGCUAAUUGGUUUAUAAUCCCUAAUCACUUAAAUAAGCUAGACACUAAAAAAACAACAUAAAAACCAAAAUAAUAGCCAAUGGAUGUGUCAAUUGAGACGGUGGAGAGAACCGAUCUCCGGCAACCGUUGGUGGCACCGACGGACUCGGAGCGAAAACCUCAGACGAAAGUCCGAUCGCUCGAGAGCGUUUUAGCGGAGAGUAACCUCCCGUUCCGGAGGCGCUUGUACUUAGGCGCGUGCAUAGAGAUGAAAGUACUUUUCCGGUUGGCACUUCCGGCAAUACUUCUCUAUUUAGUCAACAGCGGAAUGAGUAUCUCGACUCGUAUCUUCGCCGGACAUAUCGGUAGUCAGGAACUCGCCGCUGCCUCUAUCGGAAACAGCUGCUUCAAUCUCGUCUAUGGCCUCAUGUUGGGUAUGGGAAGUGCAGUCGAAACACUGUGUGGACAAGCACAUGGGGCCCACCGGUACGAUAUGCUUGGGAUCUAUCUCCAAAGAGCAACGAUCGUCCUCGCUCUAGUUGGCCUGCCCAUGACAAUACUGUACACCUUCUCGUACCCGAUUCUAAUCCUACUAGGCGAGCCCAAAACGGUGUCGUACAUGGCAUCUUUGUACAUCGUCGGGCUCAUCCCUCAGAUAUUCGCCUUCGCCGUAAAUUUCACGGCCCAAAAAUUCCUGCAAGCCCAGAGCGUGGUUGUCCCCAGCGCGUAUAUAUCAGGCGCCGCCCUCAUUCUCCAGAUUUUGCUGACAUGGAUCACCGUUAACGUGAUGGGCCUGGGCCUUAUGGGAAUCGCUUACGUUCUUACUAUCUCCUGGUGGUUCAUAGUUGUGGCCCAGACUCUGUAUAUUACAACGAGUCAAAGGUUUAGACACACGUGGACUGGUCUUAGCUGGAGAUCGUUCCAAGGUCUUUGGAGCUUCUUCAAACUCUCUGCUGGCUCUGCUGUUAUGAUUUGUCUUGAAAUGUGGUAUUCGCAGAUUCUAGUUCUUCUUGCUGGUUUGCUCAAAGAUCAAGCUCUCUCUCUAGAUUCUCUCUCCAUCUGUAUGUCAAUUUCAGGAUUUUCUUUCAUGGUGUCCGUCGGUUUCAAUGCGGCUGUAAGUGUACGGACAAGUAAUGAGCUUGGAGCAGAAAAUCCAAAAUCGGCGAUGUUCUCUUCAUGGAUGGCGACAUUUGUUUCCUUCGUGAUCUCCAUCGCCGAGGCGGUCGCCCUGAUGGCGUCACGUGAUUACGUCAGCUACAUUUUUACGUCGGACGCUGAGGUGGCUAAAGCCGUCUCUGAGCUCUGUCCUUUUCUCGCCGUUACCAUCAUUCUCAACGGAAUACAGCCGGUCUUGUCCGGAGUGGCAGUGGGAUGUGGAUGGCAGACAUACGUGGCAUAUGUGAAUAUUGGUUGCUACUAUGUUGUUGGUAUUCCCGUUGGUUGUAUUCUCGGUUUCACUUUCAAUUUUCAAGCCAAGGGAAUAUGGACCGGGAUGAUUGGAGGCACUCUCAUGCAAACCCUCAUCUUACUUUAUGUCACGUAUCGAACGGAUUGGGAUGAUGAGGUGAAAAAGGCUAGAAAACGUUUGGAUAUCUGGGAGGACAAAAAGGAGCCAAUCCUUAAUUAAAUUGAAAAGAUGUUUGCGAGCUACAUGAACCAUGGUUUGUUGUAUGACUAUACAUUCUAACUAAAAUAAUGUAUGUUUUAACCACAUCAAACAACAACUAAUGUAUCAUGGCAUACACCAAAAACUUAUAUACUAUGUUGUAACCUACCGUCAUGGUUUUUGUCCAACCGCGACACAACCCGUUCAUAAAAGUUUUAAUUUUUUUUUUUAAUAAGUCAAUAUUGAUAAGCAUCAUAAACUAACAUAGUUCUUGUAGCUCGCAAAUAGUUUUCUCU